CCCCCCACCCCCACCUCCCCCACCAGCAGCAGCAGCAGCAGCAGCAGCAGCAGCAGCAGCAGCAGCAGCAGCAGCAGCAGCAGCGAGGCGUCCUUGCGGCACUUUUUGUCUCCGCUGUCUCGCGAGCAGCUGCUGGACCUGCUGUCGUGGGCGGCGCUGCGGGACGGCGCGGUGUACAGACACUGCGCGGACCGCGUGCACGCCUCGCCCGCCUCCCGCCGCCUGAUGGUCCGAAAUGUCCAUUUUUGCACUUCUGACGAGCGUUUUUUGGCGUUUUUUCGCACCUUUGGCUGCGUCGCAGACGCCUUAAUAGUUCGGGAGCGAGACGGGCAAAGCAGGGGCUACGGAUUCGUCACUUUCGCCUUCCCGGAGGGGGUCUCGCGCUGCUUCGUCGCCUGCCCGCUCACCCUCGACGGCCGCCAGCUCCAGGUGAAGCUGGCGGCCGAUUUGUUCGCCGCGAAGGACCAAACAAAGCUCUUUGUUCGCAAUUUACACGACCAAACAACUUCGGAAACUCUGAGAAGAGUCUUUGGAGUCUUCGGGGCCCUCCAGGAGUGCGUGGUGGUCCGCGACGCCGAAGGCCGCAGCCGCGGCUUCGGCUUUCUGAACUUCGCCACUCCUUCGGAGGCCUUCAAAGCAGUGCAAAUGAGUGAAAGGAUAAUAGAUGGCCGGAUGGUCUUCGUGCAUUUUGCUUCUUCCGCCCGCAGCAGCAGCAGCAGCAGCAGCAGCAGCAGCUACGCCAAGCAGCAGCAGCAGCAGCAGGGGGCGGCGGCGGCGGCGGCGGCGCAGAACGCGCAGAACCAGCAGCAGAACCAGCAGCAGAACCAGCAGCAGAACCAGCAGCAGGGCCAGCAGCAGCAGACGCAGCAACAGAGCGGGAGAAGCAGCAGCAGCAGCAGCAGCAACGCGCUCCACCUGCUGCAGCAGCAGCAGCAGCACCAGGGCGGCAAGCUCGGCGCCGCGCCCAGCCACAGACGCCCCCAGCAGGCCGCCGCCGCUGCUGCUGCUGCUGCUGCUGCAGCGGAGAACGCAGCAGCAGCAGCAGCAGCAGCAGCGGGGCCGGGACCCGCAGGCAGGGGGCCCCCUGCAGCAAUGCUGCACCCCUGGGAAGCAGCAGCAGCAGCAGCAGCAGCGCACGCGCACGAGCAGCAGCGGCCGCGCUACCGCCGCGGCGAGGGCGGGGGCCCCCGGGGGCCCCCCUUCCCGGGGGGCCCCCCCGAGGGGGGCCCCCGGGGCCCCUUCGGGGGCCCCCAGAGGCCCCUUCCCAUGGGCCGCUGCGUCCUCCCGCCCCCCAGCAGCAGAGAUGGACCACUGGUCUUCUCCGAGGGUACUUACAGCGACAUUUAUGGCAGCAGCAGCAGCAGCAGCAGCAGCAGCAGCAGCAGCAGCAGCAGCGGGGAGAGUGGGAAGCUGGGCAGCGCCCAGCUCAGGGCCAGCGACGAACAGCCCCUGCAGCAGCUGCGGGGCAGCGGGGGGCGCCAGGAAAUGCAGCAGCAACAGCAACAGCAGCAGCAGCAGCAACAGCAGCAGCAGCAGCAGCAGCAGCAGCAGCAGAGGGGGUCGAGGGGAUCGGGCUCUGUGUUUAUGCAUUCGUUUGCCACUUCAGGUAGCAGCAGCAGAAAGGAGACACAAACAGGGAACGGGUAA
Eimeria necatrix is the source of this 1647-nucleotide messenger RNA. RefSeq lists its product as hypothetical. Gene Ontology annotation, molecular function: RNA binding. The record is from RefSeq and is a predicted model, not a curated record. The transcript is spliced from 3 exons. The annotation marks the transcript as partial. NCBI's taxonomy places the organism in Eukaryota, Apicomplexa, Conoidasida, Eucoccidiorida, Eimeriidae.